UCAAGAAAAUUUAAUUCCAAACUUCUCGAUUUCCACCUGACUCGCGCAUGCUCAACGUAUAGUAACCACCUGUGGAUCAGAAACUUAAAAACUUCGUUUUCACUUACCUUACCGUGAUGUCAAUGAACUAUGAGAGCUACAUAGACCGUUUACAGUUUUUCAUAGGAAUUCCGCGCUUCUUAGGUCUUCAGUAAACAGAUGGUUUUGAAUUGCCAUCAAGUUUUCAUAAAUAAAGUUUUCAAGAAAUAUUUCACUGAAAAUCUUAAUAUUUACUAUACAAUAUUAUUGCCGGAUUCUUAAACAAUCUGUUACAUAUCGUAUACGAAAGGAUUCAAUUAUGAAAACACAUCAUACAUGAAUUCACCAGGAGAAAAAAGUGAUAGAAAAAUGCACGAACUAUUCAUGCAGGUCUUGAAAAAUAGAGACCUCUCAAAAGCUGGGGACCUUUUUUCAAUUCCAGAUGCUGUCAUAGUAAAUGAUGUAACCAAUGUUUUAAAAGAAAUAACAGCUAUAGCUUCACUACCAGAUUAUGUUAGUAACGAUAAUGACCAGAGUGUUGUUGAAAUUUGUAUUACAAGAGUUACCACAUGUAUUCGAGAAACUGGAAGUGUGGAACAACACUGUGAAGCUUUAGUUAAUCUUCUAGAAUCAUGUUUACAUCAUAACUUGAAAGUAUCAAACAAAUUGGAAGAUCCACCACAUGCAAAAAUCUCUAGUGAUAUUAUAUCUGCAAUAUUUUUAAAUUAUAGUAAAAGAUCUGUGAUGCAACGAGCUUUACCAGUUGCUGUAAAGUUUCUUCAUAAGGGAAAUAAGGAAUUAUCAAGGAAUAUGGCAUCUUAUUUAACUCUGGCAGCUCUAGAACAUGCUUCUCUACUCACACCACAUGUUCAACCUAUUAUGGACUCGAUAAUUUCUGGAAAUUAUCCUUUGUGCAGGGUAUUACCUAAUAUCUAUGAAGUAUCCCCUGAACCUUUUCAAGGACAUGCAAUGGCAUUAGUAUCACUCUUGUCUCAUUGUGACAAUCAAGAAAAAUUAGCCCUACUUCAGUUAUUUGCUUUGAUGGCAAGAGACACACCUUUGCUUUUAGAAGCAAGUGUUCCUCAAUUAUGUGAAUAUCUCAGCAAUCCGGUAACAGCGGCAGCUACUCUUCAGAUUUUUCUUCAUAUGGCACAAAAAAAGCCUGCGUUAUUAGCAGAUCAUGUAAAUGUUAUGAAAUUGGCAGCUCAAAAAUAUCCUCAAAUAAUCUGUUUGGCAGCUCAAGUGAUUAGUGCAGUCGGGAAACUCAGCAAGGAUAAAGCACAAGAUGCUCUUAAUUUUGUAUUAGAGCAUCUUCCGAAAGCUGAUAGAGGCUCCCAAAGUACUUUGAUGAGGGAAGCUACUCUCCUGUGUAGUUCUUAUCCAGUUUUGUUCACCGAUAAAGUAUUAACUGGAAUAAGACAAAGACAUCGUACAAGUACAAACCAAAUAAACCAGCCUGGUCCAAAUAUUCAAAAUAAUGUUACAUCCGGAGGAGUAACAAUAGUGAAGGUGGGUGGUACACAACAAGGGGUACCAACUUCUAAUCAUACUUCCCAAGUUGGUUAUACUCGGAGGGCGAAACUAGGAGAUUCUAGAAGUACAGGACGGUUGCACACCACCCAAAAUGCUAAUACACACAGAAGUAUGACAAGGCUGAAUAUAGCAGGUGGAUCCGUUGGAGGUCUUCACAAAAGCAUGACGCGUUUGAGUUCUUCUCAACAAAUAAAUGCAGUACCUGGUCAAGGGACUCCAGUUCCGGUUCCUCCACUCUCUAACAGUGCUAUAGCAAGAGAGCAUCGGUGGAAUAGUCCACGUGUAUCUAGCGGUGGAGUAACUGUUACCACUACCACUCCAAGAAUACAGAGGCCUCAAAGUCAGGGUCCCCUUUCUCUCAUCACAAACCAUAGCAAUCAGAUUAUGAUCAACAACCCUGUUUCGUCAUCACACAAUACAAGCAAUGCGGUAACUGUGAGUUCGGUGUACACAGGAGCUUUUUCUAGCGGUUUGGUAUCAGUUACUCAGACUAUUCCCAUAGGAUCAAGUAAUGUGAAUCUUCCAGAGCCGUCUGGAGCCCAAUCUCUGGCUAGUGGUAAUGUAAAUAUAUCUGGUCCCACGACCAUAACAUCACGAAGAGCUAAUAACACAACUGUAACUCUUCUCAAUGCUAAUCAGAAUUCGGUUGCUAAUCAACGUAUGAGCGUGUUUGAGCCUUAUCCAAUGAGGGAUACAAUACAGCAUUUCUGUGAAAAACACCUCGAUAAAAUUAAAAUUUAUAUGGAUAAAGUAUCCUUGAGGAUACCAUCACCUGCUAAAUGCACCAUAGAGGAGAAAAGGCAGAAGAAGUCUGCCAAGUUACAUUUUGCAUGUCAAGCUAAAGGGGAGCAUUGUUUGUAUGCUAAAACAUAUUUUACGAUGAGAACUAGAAACCCCAGAACUUGGAUCCAUCUGAUGUUCAUAUCUUUGCAGGCAAGACAUAAUCAUGCCCUCAGCUCAAGAGACGCCCAAGUUGCAAGCUUAAAACACUGCUGGGAUAUGUUGAAAUGUGAAAAUAAAACAUUUCUGACUGUGGUUACGAGUGCUUUCCCUUGUGAUAAGGAGCAGGAUGCUCUUAUAAACGAGUUGAGACAUUCUGGUUAUUUUGACGUUUUCCAAAUUUGCCAAUCUAUAAGCGAAGGAUCCUCAGAACAAUCAGAAAAUUUGAAAUGGGGUUGUUUCCUGUGCGCACAUCCAGAAAGGGCUGUCGGUUUUCUAAGAGAUUUUGAUUUAGGUGAUGCUCAGCCUGUGAUUGAAGGUCAAUUAAAAGAGAAAAAGGGUAAAUGGAGACUUUUCAGAAGGUGGAAGACAAGAUACUUCACAUUAUCUGGGGCGCACCUGUCAGUUAGAGGAUCUAGUGGCGGAGAAUCGAUAGAUGUUAAUCAAAUAAGGUCUGUCAAGGUUUCUAGAGGAUCUAGAAAUAUCCCGAAGGCAUUCGAAAUAUUCACCGGAAAUCAAACGUUGAUUUUGAAACCUAAAGAUGGCAGGAACGCAGAGGAAUGGGUUCAAUGUCUCAAUAUCGUAGUGGCUCAUUCACAUGCUAAGGAAUUGCCUGGAAAGAGCAACUCCCUGCCAGCAAGAGGGAUUGGUGCUAGUCGGACAGCUAUUUAAAAUUUACAUUUUUAUCCCCAUGUACUUAACGAUCGUGUUAAUUUAGUAUAAGGUUAUUGAUGACGAUGAGACUAUAUGGACAGGAACUGAAUAAAUCAGUUGAAUUUUCUUCAUUAGGUAAUCCCUUAAGAAUAUUUCAGGGUUUCCUUUAUUCCUAAUAUGAUGACUGAUGCCAUAUACACUUAGCACAAAAUUCAUCAUUUCUUUAUUUCCCAUUAAUUCAUCUUCCAAUUGAAAUUAUCGAAGAUGAAACGAUUAAGUUAAUCGUUUCAAAAAUCGAAGCAUUACUCAUUUUAUUUCAAUCUUCAUAGGUUUUUAGUUUAAUUUUUUCAACUAUGUCAAGGAAAGUUUUACCUGCUCUAUUACUUAAACUUCCUCUCAGACAUAUACGAUUCGAAAAAUAAUUAUAAAUUCUGUAUAUAUUUGACAAUUUUACUGUUAGAUGAAAUUCUUUCUUAUUCUCAUCAAUCUUAAACAUUUAUCAUAAUUGUUAAAUAUUGUUUUUAGUGUCAGUAAUAUUUCGAAAUUUACAUCACUUUGAAUAGGUUGUGUUUGAAUGCGAUUUACCCAAACACUGAUUGUUGGACUUGUUUUUACUUAAUUUACAAAUCAUAUUGAAGAUUUAUAUAUUUUAUUAUUGUUAUACAGGAAAUAUACAUUAUCUUUUUGUA
Molecule: messenger RNA, 3833 nt
Organism: Harmonia axyridis
Lineage: Eukaryota; Metazoa; Arthropoda; Insecta; Coleoptera; Coccinellidae
Gene: melt
Product: protein melted
Exons: 13
Coding region: 355-3162 (935 amino acids)
Biological process (GO): regulation of signal transduction
Cellular component (GO): plasma membrane
Molecular function (GO): phosphatidylinositol-5-phosphate binding
Source: RefSeq, a predicted model, not a curated record